Messenger RNA from Eurytemora carolleeae, 2141 nucleotides. RefSeq names its product tafazzin-like (gene Taz). Gene Ontology annotation, biological process: inner mitochondrial membrane organization; cardiolipin acyl-chain remodeling. Gene Ontology annotation, molecular function: 1-acylglycerophosphocholine O-acyltransferase activity. The record is from RefSeq and is a predicted model, not a curated record. The coding region runs from base 28 to 1044 and encodes 338 amino acids. Gene Ontology annotation, cellular component: mitochondrial membrane. The transcript is spliced from 11 exons. Lineage: Eukaryota; Metazoa; Arthropoda; Copepoda; Calanoida; Temoridae.
AUGUUAUGACGAAAAGAAAUUUAUAAAAUGGAGGAUUUAAUUGAUAAGCUAUCUAAGAAAUACCCUGACCAAACUCCCAUCAGGGUGUCCCGGUAUGUUCCUAACUGUUUGAUCGGAAGAACGAAGGUUUGGAAGGAUGAGAAGGAAACUAUAACUGCAACGGAUACUCUCUACCCUGCUGGAUCUAUACAGGAGUAUAUCCGGGCUCCAGGAUACAAUGAAAACUCAACUAUCAAAUCAAGGUUGUACAGAGAGGUGUCUAGGAUGACAAUGUUUAUAUUUGGUAUGGGAGCAAAAUUUCUCUUAUCUGGAAUAAAUACGACCUUAGUUCAUGGAGCACAGAAUCUUCAGAAUGUUCUCUCUCGUCCUGUUCAUGUUCCUCUUCUCUCCUACUUUAAUCAUAAUUCCUGUUUCGAUGAUCCAGGAUUAAUGGGAGCAAUUCUUUCCCCUGCUCAGCUGGCGGACGUUAAAGGAAUGAGAUGGAGUGUAUCUGCUACUGAAAUAAUAUUCUUGAACCGACCUCUAUCCAUGUUUUGGUCUCUAGGAAAGGUAGUUCCUGGGGUUCGAGGUUGGGGGCCGAGGCAGCCGGCCAUAGAUUUUCUUAUUAAUCGACUUAACGAAGGUUCUUGGGUGAAUAUAUUUCCGGAGGCGAAGGUUGUAGAAUCCCACUCGCAGGAAAGGUUUAAGUGGGGAAUAGGUCGGCUUGUAGCUGAAGCAAAGUUGUGUCCGAUCAUACUCCCUGUUUACCACCUCGGUAUGAACCGUGUUCUACCUAAUCCAGGACCAGGAGAAUCUCAACCCUUUGUUAUCCGACCUGGGAACUUGGUUACUGUCUGCAUUGGUGAACCAAUUGACUUAACUUCUCUUAGAGAACAGCUCAGAGAAGAGAAGGAAGAAUAUGUUUGGUCAAGGAUUACAAGAGAGCUACAGGAUGUAAUGAAGGACCUGGAGAAGAGAACACGAACCCUUCACACUCAGAAUAUCCUAAACUGGGUUAGAAGGUGGCACGAUGCCAGGGACCUUUACUCCUAUAUUCUUACAUAGUUCUAACUAACAACUCUGCCGAAGAAAUCUUUUUUGUUGUUCUUAGCGACUCUUUUAUUCGCUUGGGAUCUAUAGUAUUUAUUCUUAAAUAAUUAAAUAGUUAAAUUGUUAACCAUUAUCGUCCUUGGAUCAUAGACCAACGAUCUUCUACCCUAUUUGAGAUCAUUCACUCCGACUGAAGAUCAUCUUCGAAUCAAACAUCAUCUACAUUGAUCAACGAUCAAAGAAUAUUAUACUCUGAUGCGAUUAAUGGAUUUUCGUUUACAUAAAUUUAGUCGUAAAACUCGUUUAAAGACUUUAACAUAGUAUAAUUCUAGUCUAAUUAUUCUAAAAUAAUGUAUGUAUAAUGUAUAUUUUUCCCUGGGCUCAAUUAGAACAACUUUGCAUAACAGAAAUUGCACAACUAAAACCUUGAUUCUUGAUAUAUUGUAAUUUUUAGAGAUUGAUUAAAAAAAUGUUAAAUCAUUAAUACUGAACAAUAUUUGUUAGUGAUUAGGGGGGAAAAGUUUAUUAGGGCCCACGAAACUAUGAUUCGGAUCCAGUCAAAGAUUUAAAGAUCUCAUUUUAUUUUAAACACUCAGCACUCAGCAGCCAUUAUCAUUGCACUUAAAGGGAUUGCAAGCGUAGUUUCAAGUGACCCUCCAAACAAGACGUUUAUUUAUUCGUAAUAGUUCAUUAGUUGUUUCAGUCAGCAGAAGAAACGUUGCAUUUAUACAAACAGAAAAUAAUAAACUUAUAUCAUUGAAAAUAAGAUAUUAGAAAUCGUUUUAAAAUCUCGCAGGUUUAUGCAAAUUCUUUUAGUUGGGGUCGCUUGUUGGAGGUUUUCUUUAUUAUAAUUUUGAGGAAAUCUGCGAAUAAAAUUAUAGAAACAGCAAAGGUAUUGAAGAUAAUGAAAUAAUUAAUACUUUAGUUUUCGUAGAUAAUCUCUGUUAAGAAAUAUGUUCCUAAACAUCAAAUUACUCUAAAAAAUAUUUUUUUACACGUUGCGUCCGGGCUAUUAAAUAAUUCAACUGUAAGAACCGUUUCUUCUGCUGACUGAAACAACUAGUGAAUUAUUACAAACGACUUUACGCUCUUAUCUAAAAAUUGUACACCGU